This is a messenger RNA of Gregarina niphandrodes, 483 nucleotides long. RefSeq names its product putative UDP-glucosyltransferase. The transcript has a single exon. The record is from RefSeq and is a predicted model, not a curated record. Gene Ontology annotation, molecular function: UDP-glycosyltransferase activity. The coding region runs from base 1 to 483 and encodes 160 amino acids. NCBI's taxonomy places the organism in Eukaryota, Apicomplexa, Conoidasida, Eugregarinorida, Gregarinidae.
AUGUCUGAAGAUGCUCAGAAGAUGUCUGAAGAUGCUCACAAGUCUGGAGACAUUGAGAGCUGGCUUCCUGAAAAUUAUAUUAACCGUAAUUGCGGAAAAAUAAAGAUUAUCUCAUGGGUGGAUCAAGUUGCGGUGUUGAAGCAUAAGGCCGUUAGAGUAUUCCUGUCACACUCAGGAUGGAAUGGAACCUUGGAGGCAAUGUCAUCAUUUGAGGGCCCAAUUGUGUGUUUGCCGCUAGGUGCGGAACAGGCGAUGAAUGCGAAGAUUCAAGAAGAAUAUUUCAAGAACGGAUUGAGGGUAUGGCAGAAUGGAAGAACCUGCUCAUUGAAGGAUACGAGUAUUAGGGAAGUCUUAAGAAAAGCUUACAAUUGCUUUUGUGACUACUCUAAGGUAUCCUGCGGACUAAAUCUUGUCUCACAGUUUGCCUUCAAGAACACCAGCAAAUGUAACCUUCUACAUUUCAUUGGAUCGAUACCAAAAUAG